UGCCUAGGGGCAAUCAUUAUGGGUUAAGCAAAAAGCAAUUUCCAGUGGGCUCAUUUUCAUUGGAUUUCUGAAAGGAGAAACAAGAAUUACUAAUGUUUUUCCUGGAAAUUUAGGAAGGCAGCCGUCGCAUUAUGAAAACAUAAGGAACAAUUGUUAUCUGUACCAACUGGCAAGUGAAGACAACAACAGGCUACCCAACUACUUCUGAUUUGUGUGUGCAAAGACACUCCCAUUUGUCUGCAAUGGAAUAUGACUUACACAGGAAGAAGAAAGUCACAUCCGUUUUGAAAGCCAGCCCUUACACAGUGCAUGAUCGUGUUGAAUUUGCUGAGCUUACGAAACGUUUCUCAAAAGAUUUUAAGGAAAAAAUAACCAACCCUCUUCAUUUUGAAAUCUGCUGGGGCUCUCCGUUCAAGCUGCGGCAUGUGACAACUCUUUUGAAAGUCCAAAUCCCUUCUCUACAAUCAUUAGAGACCGAGAGGAUUUUGGAACGCCAGAGACUUGAGAAAUCUGAACUCCAACGCAAAGUUUCAUGGGGUGGAAAGGCUGAACUAAAACGCAAGAUCUUUUUGGAGAGAAGACCACUGCCCCCUAGUGGUUCUGACUAGAACUUGUUUACCUCUGUAUAUGUAUUUGUGGUGUAUUUCUCUGAGUAACUGUGGUCCAGCUGGUGACUGAAUCAACAUAAUAGCAGAAUGAACACAAGCAGGCUAGCAAAAUGAUUUUCUGCAACUAUAAGUUGAUCGCAUGUAUCUACUAACAUCAUGUUACAUUACAAAAGAAAGAAAACAGGCCAUUAAUUCCUAAAGGUUCUCUAUAGGACAGGACUGUCAAACUUGCGGCCGACGGGCAGAAUGCGCCAUGUGCUGGCCGUGCCCCCGCCCGGUUUAGCGAAGGGGAAAAAAAGUCCCGAUACGUCACGUGACACCGCUUUGGCGACGCGAGUUUGACACCCCUGCUAUAGGAGGAAGGCAUGAGAAGUUGGUUUCUGGUUCAUCCGCAAUUCUUGAGUUCCCAAGCUGCUUCUGCCACAUCCAAGAAGUAAAUGAGAAGCUUUAAUUGAAUUUCAAUUAAACUCUGUUUAGCAAUA
Molecule: messenger RNA, 1090 nt
Organism: Pantherophis guttatus
Lineage: Eukaryota; Metazoa; Chordata; Lepidosauria; Squamata; Colubridae
Source: RefSeq, a predicted model, not a curated record